Messenger RNA from Miniopterus natalensis, 1828 nucleotides. RefSeq names its product p53 apoptosis effector related to PMP22 (gene PERP). The record is from RefSeq and is a predicted model, not a curated record. Gene Ontology annotation, biological process: cell-cell adhesion. Gene Ontology annotation, cellular component: cell-cell junction; membrane. Lineage: Eukaryota; Metazoa; Chordata; Mammalia; Chiroptera; Miniopteridae.
ACAUGCUGCGCUGCGGCCUGGCCUGCGAGCGCUGCAGGUGGAUCCUGCCCCUGCUCCUGCUCAGCGCCAUCGCCUUCGACAUCAUCGCGCUGGCCGGCCGCGGCUGGCUGCAGUCGAGCGACCACAUCCAGACGUCCUCCCUGUGGUGGCGAUGCUUCCACGAGGGCGGCGGCAGCGGGUCCGAGGCGGAUGGCUGCCAGAGCCUCAUGGAAUACGCGUGGGGCAGGGCGGCCGCGGCCACGCUCUUCUGCGGCUUCAUCAUCCUGGUCAUCUGUUUCAUCCUUUCCUUCUUUGCCCUCUGCGGACCCCAGAUGCUCGUCUUCCUGAGAGUGAUCGGAGGCCUCCUGGCCCUGGCAGCUGUGUUCCAGAUCAUCUCCCUGGUGAUCUACCCCGUGAAGUACACCCAGACCUUCACUCUGCACCUCAACCCCGCUGUCAAUUACAUCUAUAACUGGGCCUACGGCUUCGGGUGGGCGGCCACGAUCAUCCUGAUCGGCUGCUCCUUCUUCUUCUGCUGCCUCCCCAACUACGAAGACGACCUCCUGGGCAACGCCAAGCCCAGGUACUUCUACUCCUCCGCCUAAGGUGGGCGUGGGCCUGCUGCCGCAUGGAUUCCAGAAGAAGACACUGUUUUCCUCAGAAUACUUUCAACCUAUGGGGGGGGGCAGGGUUGAUGUCAUUAGACUAGUCAAAGUGCUAAAAUAAUUUGGGACAAAAUAUUUCUUAAAUGGUGUUAUAGUUUCAUAUUCAUCUUUUAUAUAUGUUUUAUAGAGUUAAACAAAACUUACUUUUUUAACUAAUUACCUGUGAUAGGCCAGUAUUUUCUAAAUAUCUGUCCGUACAAUUUAUACUGCAUGUAUAAAAGAAGAUGAAUAUGAAACCUGCCAUUUUAUAAGGUGAAAAUGAGAAGGCUCCAGAAAUUUAAGUAACCUGACCAAGUGUCUGUCUUUCCCAGAGGAAAUGGACUGGGUCUAUUAGGGGAAAAUGAGAAGAGGGAAAUACUGGUGAAAAUUGUCAGAGAUCAAAUAUUCUAAAAGAAAUGUAAAAAAAUAAAUAUUUUUCUAGCCUUCAGCUACUUAAAGAAGCAAGAGUUUCCUAAAUACACAUUAUUUAUGAGACUUUUUAAUUAAUAUCCCAAGUAAUUGAUGUUUUGCUAAGCUUCACGUUAACCUGAUAUGUCAUGUAGGAAGAUAUUCUUUCAUGGCCAGAUCUGUUGCAGUAGUAAGGUUUCCUAUGUGGGGAAAUACUAGGAUGAAAUUUUCUCUUUAAAAGCCGUCUAUAGGGUUGGGGGUGUGGGAAAAUGACAUAUUAAUCUGUAUUGUUUUGUGUCUAUAUGUUCAGGACCAGAGUAGAUUACGUUGAAAGAUGGACUGGGUCUAACUCAUUGUGACUGAUAGAUAUGAUUAGGUUGUUGAGUAAAGCAGUCGGAAAGCCAUUCCUAUCACAAAAGUAACAUUAAAACAACCUUAGGAGAAGAAAUGGCUUGAAUUUUUCAACUCAGUUAAGCAGGCUCCAGUCAUAUAGACACAGCUUCUGAUAGAUUACAGCUGUAAGUAAAAACUUAAAUAUAGUUAAGAACCUGGUCUUCCUUGGUAAACUGAUUUAAAAUACCUGACAUCAAACAUACAACAGGAGAAUUCAGGGAUGUGAGAUCUCCAAAUGGGAAUUACAUGAUAUAUCACAUGGAUUAUUAUUUUUUUACCAUUUGUACUUACAUAACGAAAACCAAUUCAUUUGAUAUAUCAAAUUAUUAUUUUGUAAGUUGCAGAAUAAGCAAUUGCAGUUUUUAUUAUGAAUUUUUCCAAAUAAACCAGGUAUUCUAAUCUUG